Messenger RNA from Lotus japonicus, 7553 nucleotides. RefSeq lists its product as uncharacterized. The record is from RefSeq and is a predicted model, not a curated record. The coding region runs from base 2605 to 4923 and encodes 772 amino acids. NCBI's taxonomy places the organism in Eukaryota, Viridiplantae, Streptophyta, Magnoliopsida, Fabales, Fabaceae. The transcript is spliced from 2 exons.
ACUCACUCACGCUCUCCCUCAACCUCUCGACUCUUUCUCUCUUCCUCUCCAAGACCCAUUUUCUUCUUCUUCUGAUUAUUUUCCCUAAGGUUGCAGCACUACCUGCACCUUCUUCUCCUCCUGAUGACAACCACCACCGCCUGGUCACUCUCCUUCCAGAGGCUACACCAUCACCACCGUUCCUGUCCUGAUCUUUCUCUUCUUCUCCUUCCAUGUGCAAACAACCAUGGCAUCACCCAAGCUAGCCACCACCCAGUGGCGGAGCUUGACAACAAACUUUAGAGGGGCUAAACCAAACCAAAAUUUCAAUCCAUGUGCUAGACUAAAAACAAAGUACACAAUUAAUAUGUGAUAUUUCAAUCCACUUUACAAAUUUCUUCCCCAUUGAAUCAGUCAUUGAAUCAAUUUACGUAUUGAUUCAAAGUUAAAACAGUUGAAUCAGAGUUGAGCCGCUGUGAAACUCAUAAUUAUUACAUAUUCUUUCUGAUCCUUAAUAUCUAUCACUUUAAAAUUUGAGCACAUGUAUUAACGAAUUGUUUCUAUCAAAAUUGUUAUCUAACUUCCUAAUAUAUUUUUUCUCUCUUCUUAAUUUUUUCAAUUUUUCUAUAACAUUAAAUGAUACAAUUAGUAAAAUAUAGUACUACUAAUUGAACCAAUCUUCUCUCUCCAUUUAUUCAUUUCUCUCACAUAAUACUAAUUAAAGAGUUUUCUCUCUCCAUCUUUUCCCCUCACUCCUGUUUCGUUCCCGUCUUCUGGUUCAGGUCCAACAAUGGCAUUAUGGCAAGUUUUGAUUUUUAUUUACUCUCAUAUAUCUCCCUUAAAGUUUCAAUUUUUAUUCACUUUUCCUUCUUCAUUUGAUUGCAUACCCAUCUCAUUCUGGUGUGCACACCUCCAAAACAGAUUUGACAUUUGGAUAAAAAAAAUUACGAAAAGUUGCAGAAAUUUUAGGAGGGCUGAGAACCUCCUAUGUCCCCAAGAAGAUCCGCCACUGCCACCACCGCCAGCAGCCACGGUGACGCCGCCACCUCCUUCAGUCCCGCGAGCACCAUCAUCACCAACAUGAUGAGAAACAACAGAGAACAGAGGAGAAAAAUGAAACCCUAGCCGCACCUUCAAAGCCCGAUCUCCGGCGAACCACUGAGUUUUUGGAAAAACCAACCACGCCAUGGAACUCCCCUCGCCGUGCGCUGCAAAACCCCUAAAGAAAUUUCCAAUUCCGACCACCUUCGCCGGAAACCGCCGCCAGCCACCGUGACCACCGUCUUCUCCGGCCAACCUUCGCCGGAGAUGUCACUGAACUCAGAACCAGGAAGCUCUCCUCCUCCUCUUGCUGAAUUGAUUAUCAAUUUUGGAACUUGAUGGUCCUCAGAGGAAGGCAGAAGCUGUUGUUAGAGAGGAUGAAGAAGCAAUACAGAACCUUAGCCAUGAGGCUUAAGGAGAAGAUGUGGAAUCAAUGAGCAAAUCAAGGGAGAGAGCCAAGAAUCUCGAAGUCUGGAGCAAUCUGGAUUUCUUUGCGCUAGUUCUGCACCAAUCUCCUGUUGCAUUUCGCGCAGACGCGCCAAGGAAGUAGCUGCUGGAAAAUUCUGCGCCAGUCUUGAGCGAGUUCCUUCACGAAGUUCGCGCAUUUGCGCGAAAUAUCUGUCAAACUCUAUUUAAGUGCGUUUUAAACCUAAUUUAGAUACUUUUUCACGUUAGAACUUGGAGAGCUGCGUUUUUUUGUUUUUGCUUAAAGCUUACUUGGUUCUUUGUCAAGAUUUUGAGGUUUGGCUUGAAUUUUUAUUUGUUUCCAUGACUAUGUCAGGCUAAACUCCCUUUGUGUUAGGGUGAUUGAUCUAGUUUUCCUUUAAACUAUGUUUUGAUCCAAGUUUCAGUUAUGAUUAUGAUUCCUAUUUUAGUUCUUGAAUUUUUCCUCUAUUUUAAUUGAUACUUUCUAUUGCAAUAGUUUGUCACACUAUUUUCUAUGCAAUUGGAAAAUUGGUAGAAUUUAGGGAUUUGGGGAGGAAUUGAGCAAGGGUCUUUACACCUUAGGGAUAAGGGUAACAAAUUGCUUGUGUUUGCCUGAUCUAAAUUGAACUUUUAUCUCUGAUUAAUUAGGAUUAGGUACUAAGGAAUUAGCUAUCACUAAUUAAUUGGAAGGGACACUUAUGCAAGGAAUUGAUAAGUGGACAAUUAAGCUUAGCACCUUGAAACUUAAUUUGAUACAUAAUUAUAACUGAUUGGGGAGAUACAUAGGGAGAAGGUUAAUGAAAUCAGGAUCCCUAGCACGCUUUUAAAUUGAAUUCAUUUCAACAGUGUUAUUUGCUUUCUUUAAUUUUAUUGCAGUUAAGUUACUUACGAAAAAUCAAUCAUCUCUUUAUUUGUAUUUUUAUUUUUACGUCCUAUCAUUCUAAGUUUAGUUAAUUUAGAGUAUAAACUACGCAAUCCUUGUGGUUCGAUCUUUUUAUUACUUCGAGCAAUCUGUACACUUGCAGAUUCGCUAUCAAGUUUUUGGCGCCGUUGCCGGGGAUUGUGUUUAGUUUAUUCUCUAAUUUUUCUGAAUCUAUUUGUUAGGAUUUUUACUUUAAUUCUCUUGUGCGGGUAUUACUAACUUCUGUUUGUUAGUGCAUGCGAGGUACAAUCAGUCUUGAAUCUUUGUUGUUUGAUCCAGAAAUUGAAAGAACUUAUCGAUCUAAUCGUGCACAACAGAGGAAGAAGAAGGGCCAAGCCAAAGCUACCGCUGCAAUGGAAGAAACACAAGCUGAAGCAAGAAAUCGAGCUGAGUAUGAAGCGAGAGUGGAAGCUGAAGUUGAAGCUCGGAUUCUUCGCCAGAAAGAAGAAGAACUUGUACGUGAUGCUCAGAGACCAUUGAGGGAAAUCACUGCCCCUCGUAUGAGCUAUACAUAUGAGGGCAGCGUUGUCCUUCCAGCAGACAUACCAGACAACUUUCAGAUUCCACAUCAUUAUAUUCAGUUGGUGAGCCAGCAUCAGUUUGGAGGUAAAGCUACUGAGGAUCCGCAUGCUCACAUGGACAGAUUCACCAGACAUUGUGAGUCUCUGAAAAGGCGUGAAGUCAGCUUGGAUACAGUCCGGAUGAUUCUUUUUCACUACACUUUGAAGGAUGUUGCAGAAGAUUGGUUGAGGUCACAACCCCCUAAUAGCAUUCGAACAUGGGAGGACUUGGCGGAAAAAUUUAUCACCAAAUUCUUUCCAUCCACACGCAUCAGAAAGGCGAAGCAAGAAAUUUAUGCAUUCAAACAAAACAAAUCUGAAAAUUUGUAUGAGGCUUGGGAGCGGUUCCAAGAACUUCUGAGGAAGUGUCCAGGUCAUAAUAUUUCUACUGGUGAACAAGUGGACAAAUUUUACUCGUCAUUGCUUGAGUAUGCGAGAGGGAUGUUGGACGCAGCAGCCAAUAGUGCAUUUGAUUCAUUGCCUGCACACAGAGCUCUUGAGAUCAUUGACAAUUUGGCCACUAGAUCUUCACUAUCAGAUUAUGAUAGAGAGAACCGAGAAAGUGUGCAUGAAGUUGGAACAAAUGAUGAUGUUCUCGCCUCCAACAGGAAGUUGUCACAAAAGAUGGAUGCAAUAGUACAAUGUUUAGAUGGUCGCAAACUGAGUUCUGAAGAUGCUGCAUUUGAUGAGGAAGUGAAGGCUAUGGGUAAUCCUCAAAACAACCCUUACUCAAAUACUUAUAAUCCGGGUUGGAGAAAUCACCCUAACUUUUCAUGGAGAGAUCAAGACAAGUCUGGAAAUUCAAGGGAGUACUGUAAUCAAAGGACUUAUGGUCAAGAUCAGAAACCUCAACCCUAUCAAGAGCAAGGAAAUGGGAAGAAGAGCCUAGAAGAAAUUGUGGGAGAACUGGCCCAAGCUACUAGCAAGCUUCAAGUAUCCACAAAUAGCUUCAUUAAUGAAUCCAGAAAUAACUUCAAAAAUCAGGAGGCUUCAAUCAAAAAUUUGGAGAAUCAGGUCGGUCAAAUUUCCAAACAAUUAUCUGAGAUAUCUCCAGGUAUGUUUCCUAGUAACACUGUGCCUAAUCCUAGGGAGAAUAUUUCUGCUGUUACUCUAAGAAGUGGAAAAGUUAUGCAUGAAAUUGAAAAGAAAAAAAAUAAUGAAAAGAAUAAGAGUGAGACUGGGAAUAAAAGUGAAUCUGAAGUGAUAAGUAAGGAAAAAGAACAGAGUGAAGAUAGGAUAGUGAAAGAGAGAAAAGUAGAUUUAGAAAGUAAUAAGUUUACAAAAGUUCAUUUUCCCCCUUUCCCCACUAACAUAGCAAAGAGGAGGUUGGAGAAGCAAUUCUCCAAGUUCGUUUCUAUGUUUAAAAAGUUGCGUGUAGACCUCCCAUUCUCUGAAGUUUUAGAAAAGAUGCCUCAAUAUGCCAAGUUCAUGAAGGAGAUACUUUCUAAGAAAAGGAAGUUGGGUGAAGAGAAUGACAUCGUUCAGCUUACUGAGGAGUGUAGCGUUAUUCUGCAAAAGAAGCUUCCACCUAAACGAAGGGACCCAGGUAGUUUCACUCUACCUGUUAAUUUUGGGGCUUCAAAGGAAGUGAGAGCUUUAUGUGAUUUGGGGGCAAGCGUCAACUUAAUGCCCCUAUCAAUGUUCGAGCGACUUAAUGUUGGAGAGCUGAAGCCAACAAUGAUGAUGCUUCAACUAGCAAACCGCUCCAUGGUGACUCCUUGGGGAGUUGUUGAAGAUGUGCUAGUGAGAAUAGGAGAGUUUGAGUUCCCGGUGGAUUUUGUGAUAAUUGAUAUGGACGAGGACUCUAAAAUACCAUUGAUUCUGGGAAGACCGUUCCUAGCCACUUCACAAGCGAAAAUAAAUGUGGGAAAAGGAACAAUAUCUUUAAGGGUAGCUGAUGAGAAAAUCACUUUCACCAUAUUUGACCUGAAGCCAAAGCAAAUUGAGAAGAAUGAUGCAUUCUUGGUAGAGAUGAUGGACGAGUGGAGUGAUUAGAAGUUGAAGCAGUUCUUCCUUAAAGAAAAAGCUGGAGCAUCAAAUAAGAAGAAAAAGAAAAACACGCAGAGCGACCAAACUGAGAAAGUCUACUCAAUGAGCAUGGUUGUCAACUCAGAGCAGAAGGAGGAGAACCUGGGAAAUCAAGCUGAACCAGUUCAUCUUGAAAGCGUUGUGGCUAACAUGGAGCGGAAAAAGGAGAAAGCCAAAGGAGAGUCCUUCAUAUGGAAGCCAAAACAUAAGAAAGAUGAGAAACCUCCUAUCCCUUUUAACUCCAAAUUGAAUAACUGUGUUCACGCUUUUGAGAUUGCUUGCAAGAACAUGGUGAAAAUGUGUGUUGAGUUUAAGGAACCUGGAAGUGCAAUGCACUAUGGGGUAAACCCCUGAUAGAAUUCUUAGUCCGGUGAAGUCUAACAAAGACUAUAAAAUUGUGCUUCUUGGGAGACAACCCAAGCGGUAGUUUUAGUUUUAAUUUCAUUUUCGUUUUGCUUUCUUAAUUUUAAUAAUUUUUCUUUUUUUUUAUUUCCGGUUUCGUAGUGUUAGUUUUGAAAAAAAAAAUGAUAGAAAACGUUUCUGGAAUUUCCUGCGCGGAUUCUGCGCGGUUCCCAGGUAUAAGUUCGCGCAAAUGCGCAACAGGAAACCAUUCUGGAAUUUUUUGCGCGAGAAUCUCCUCCCUUUUCGUGCAAAUGCACGGCCAUACGUGGUUCUGGAAAAUUUUGCGCGAGUUUUGCCUGGGCUACUGUGUUAAAUAUGGCGCAAUUACGCCAAAAGUUUUUUUUUUUAUGUUAUUUUAAAAAAAAAAAUCAAAAACAAAAAAAGAUAUAUGCUUUUUAGUUUGAGUCUUUAUUUUCUGUUGAGUCUUAGUAUUCUCAUGAGUUAUUUGAGUUAUAAUUGUGGUAGUUUAAUUGUGUGUUCAUUUUUACAAGGACUAAGUGAUUUACAUGAUCAGAAUUGAGCUGGAGGGUCCAGCUGACAGAGUCCUGGUGCUAUCACUGUUUGCACCCAAUCUGAGUACAGGGAGUUUUACUGAACCACUCAUCUCUCAUUUAAUUUCAUGAUCAUGCAUUUAGCAUUUAGUUAUUUAGAUUGCACACACUAGUAUGCACAUGCAUUGGAUUCUUGGUAUUCACACUUUUAUGCUUGAAUAAUACUUGUUGUUGUUUUUAAUAUCUGUUCUGGGUUUAAUGCUAGUUGUUAUAAUAAAAAGUGUUUGAUGCAUGAGUGUGAGUGAAACUUGUGGAACAUGUGGAGAGUGAGGUAAUAGAGACUUGAGUGAGUUUUGGGAAAGUGCAGUAAGGUUAUUAAGAUUCCAGGUUAGUGGGGAUAAUGCAUAAAAUAUGUAGUUUUCCUUUUAAUCUUUAUAUUGAGUCUACACUCUUUUUGGCUGUGAGGUUACAAAAGAGGCACACAUGUGAAAGUAAAUCUAAAGUGCUAAAAAUGAAAAAAAUAGGGAAAGAAUGUGAGUAAGAGAAUGGGAAGUAUUUGCACCACUGAGCAUACCCUCAAUCAUACUCUGACCAUGUUAAAUAAAAGAAAAGAAUUUCGCCCUAAGUUGGAAAUAACUGUGAAGGGUUGGGAAAAAGCUAAACUGAAAAAGAAAGGAAACAUGUGUGUGCUCAGAAUAAAAUAAAAUUGUUGGCCAUCAUUAGUGCAUUCUCAAUAUGGGGUUGGGGAAAUAGGAAUAAAAUGUGAAAACCCCACAUCUUGGUAUUUUCUAUAAUUCUUGUUUGCACUUACUGAAAGUUACUUAGUUUUUUUAAGCUUGAUUCUCUGCAUGAACUAUUUUGAGGAACUCAUCUCAUGCAUCUUUUGUGAAAAUAUGUAUAAUAGCAUCUUACUUUGAAAUGUUUUAUUGAGCUUGAGGACAAGCAACCUUAAGUUUACGCUUGAGGACAAGCUGUCGUUGAGUAUAGGGGUGUGAUGACCCGGGAUUUAAGGCUAUUUUCCUGGUUUAUUUGCAUGUAGUUUAAUAUAGUUUUUAGGAUAUUUCGAUCAUUUUAGGACACUUUAGGCUUAGUUCAUGCAUUUUAAUGUUUUCAUUUAGUUUUAGUAUUUUUCUAUAUUUUUUAUGUUAUUUUUAUAGAUUUCAUUAGGAUUUAAUCAAGUUAUUUGAAUUCGGUAUCUUACUCUAUCUUCUAGUUAAUCUCUAUUAUUGGUUUUUAAUUAUGUUCCUUUAUUAUUAUUGUUAUUUUAGGAGAAGAUGUGGAAUCAAUGAGCAAAAAGGGAGACAGCCAAGAAUCUCGAAGUCUGGAGCAAUCUGGAUUUCUUUGCGCCAGUUCUGCACCAAUCUCCUGUUGCAUUUCGCGCAGACGCGCCAAGGAAGUAGCUGCUGGAAAAUUCUGCGCCAGUCUUGAGCGAGUUCCUUCACGAAGUUCGCGCAUUUGCGCGAAAUAUCUGUCAAACUCUAUUUAAGUGCGUUUUAAACCUAAUUUAGAUACUUUUUCACGUUAGAACUUGGAGAGCUGCGUUUUUGGAUUUUUGCUUAAAGCUUACUUGGUUCUUUGUCAAGAUUUUGAGGUUUGGCUUGAAUUUUUAUUUGUUUCCAUGACUAUGUCAGGCUAAACUCCCUUUGUGUUAGGGUGAUUGAUCUAGUUUUCCUUUAAACUAUGUUUUGAUCCAAGUUUCAGUUA